Messenger RNA from Helianthus annuus (common sunflower), 1300 nucleotides. RefSeq names its product protein RRP6-like 1. NCBI's taxonomy places the organism in Eukaryota, Viridiplantae, Streptophyta, Magnoliopsida, Asterales, Asteraceae. Gene Ontology annotation, cellular component: nuclear exosome (RNase complex); nucleolus. Gene Ontology annotation, biological process: poly(A)-dependent snoRNA 3'-end processing; exonucleolytic trimming to generate mature 3'-end of 5.8S rRNA from tricistronic rRNA transcript (SSU-rRNA, 5.8S rRNA, LSU-rRNA); nuclear polyadenylation-dependent snoRNA catabolic process. Gene Ontology annotation, molecular function: nucleic acid binding; 3'-5'-RNA exonuclease activity. The record is from RefSeq and is a predicted model, not a curated record. The coding region runs from base 443 to 856 and encodes 137 amino acids. The transcript is spliced from 7 exons.
AACAAACCAUGUUCAGGUUUCAGAGUGCCCGUCCUUUGUGACAUCAGGAGAUUUACAGGGCUUCACAGCUAAAGACAUGUGACGAAAAAUUAAAGAGGCUUGUUUAACAUUGUUCCCUACAUCACUUGUUUGCUACAUAGAUAGUGACUGAAUGGAAAGAAUAUAUUGGCCGGGCUCAUUUAAGCUAAACUCUAUUCGAGCUAUUAGCGAGCUUAUUUCAAGCAACUCACGAGCGGUUUCGCUGGCUCGUUUACAAUACCCUUAACUAUAUCAUAUGUAGUAUAAUAACCGAAGUUUCCAUUUUAAAUUACUGUUUUUGGAUCUAAUGUAUUUUUACAUGUUAAACUUUUUUCAAACAAUUGCGAAAGCCGUUGGAGACUAGUACUCUGGGCGGGCUGCGUUAGCCGCAACCCGUGAACUUGCACAAAAGAUUCAGAAAGUCAUGUGCGCCCUUGGUGGCUACCUUGGUAUGAAGGUUUCGAAACCGCUGAUUGCAACCAAGGUUACUCAUUUUAUAUCACAUGAGGAGAAACUUUCAGUCACGGAUUUCAUUGAUAAGACGGUAAGUGAUGUAGAGCAUGUGAAACCACCUCCGGUUGAAAGUACUUCUUUUAAGCUCGUACAAGAUGUUAAAGAUUUGAAGGAAUUAGCUGCUAAACACUUUUGUGACGUUGCUGCAAAUAAAGAAUACCAAAAUGCGGACUGGCGGUUGCGACCGUUGACUAAUGAAAUGCUGAGAUAUGCUAGAGAAGACACACAUUAUCUUCUGUACAUAUAUAAUCUUAUGAAAAGAAAGCUGCUUUCAUCAUCAACAGAUCCAAACUGCUCCGAAGCAUCUCUUGUUGAGGUUGUAUGAUGCUGAUCUCAACGGCCAGCAACUUGCGAUUGUUGCAGGAUUUUGUGAGUGGAGAGGUGUUAUUGCUGGUUCAGAAGAUGAAAGUACCGGUUAUAUAUUGCCAAACAAAGUUCUUAUUGAAAUUGGUAAUGCAGUAGCUCUUUCAUAAUUUCAUUCCUCUUUUUUUUUUAAUUUUGAUUUUAACUUAUUAUAUUUUUAUCUGUUCUAUUUCUAAAUUAAAGCAAAUGCCGGUGACAACUGGAAAAUUGCGACACCUAUUGAAAUCGAGACGCCCAUAUAUUGAGCGAAAUCUUGGUUCAAUCGUUGGCAUCAUUAUGAUUUUUACAUUUUAUAAUUUUGUUUUUAUAAUUUUGUUUUUACUUUUUGCAUGCCACUAGAUGGCAUUUUUUUUGUAGUGAGAUAACUAUUUUAUUAAAAUGCUCGAAACAGCCCAGAUUCGGAUAA